This is a messenger RNA of Arachis ipaensis, 2007 nucleotides long. Lineage: Eukaryota; Viridiplantae; Streptophyta; Magnoliopsida; Fabales; Fabaceae. The record is from RefSeq and is a predicted model, not a curated record.
AUGACGAGCCCCGGGAGCAUCAAAGAUGUACAACGGCUCACCGGGAAGCUCACGGCUCUAUCCCGGUAUCUCGGAGCCUCGGCUGAAAGGGCCAUUCCAUUCUUCAACUUGAUGAAGAAAGGAAUCACCUUUGAAUGGACCCAGGAGUGCGAAGAGGCAUUCAACCAUUUCAAGAGGAUACUCUCAGAACCCCCUGUGCUCAGCAAACCCAGAGAAGGCGAGCCCUUGUACCUGUACUUGGCCGUGACCAUACAAGCAAUGGCAGCAGUCCUAGUUAGGGAGGAGGACAAAACCCAGCGCCCAAUAUACUUCAUCAGCAAAACACUUCAAGGGGCAGAGACGAGAUAUACCAAGUUGGAAAAGCUAGCCUACGCCCUAUUGGUUUCAUCAAGAAGACUAAAACAAUACUUCCAAGGGCACACAAUCAUCCUGAGAACCGACCAAGCCAUCCGACAAGUCCUCCAAAAACCCGACCUGGCGGGAAGAAUGAUGGCAUGGGCAGUGGAACUAUCCCAAUAUGACUUGCGGUAUGAACUAAGGCAAGCAAUCAAAGCCCAAGCCAUGGCAGACUUUCUCGUUGAAGUCACAGGAGAAGCCCCCGACGUACCGAGCACACGGUGGAGGCUCCACGUUGACGGAGCAUCCAACCAAACGUUCGGAGGGGCCGGGAUCAUCCUCGAAAACUCGGUAGGAGUAGCAUAUGAACAAUCCAUCAAGUUCGAAUUUCCGGUCUCAAACAACCAAGCCGAGUAUGAAGCUUUGAUUGGAGGGUUAAUGCUGGCCAAAGAGGUCGGAGCAUCAAGAGUAGAAGUGAGCAGCGACUCCCAAAUCGUCACUUCCCAGGUAAACGGCAGCUACCAAGCCAGGGACGCACUGCUACAAAAAUACUUGGAAAAAGUAAGAGAACUAUGCAAAAGCUUCGAAGAAGUCACAAUCCAGCACGUUCCCAGGGAAAGGAACGCCCGAGCCGACCUCCUCUCCAAGCUCGCAAGCACCAAACCCAACACGGGGAACAGAUCUCUGAUCCAAGGGCUAGCAACGGAACCUGCGAUCAUCAUGUGCAUGGCUCAAGCACCAAACCCGCCCUCAUGGAUGGACCCUAUCUCCCGAUAUCUGGAGCACGCAGAAGCACCUCCCAACCAAAAAGAGGCGGAGUUUGUCAAAAAGGAAGCUCCAAAAUACACAAUCAUACAGGGGCAGCUAUACAAGCGAGGGCUCCACCAACCACUACUAAAGUGCUUAUGCCCCGACCAGACGGACUACGUCCUAAGGGAGGUACACGAAGGGUGUUGUGGUCACCACAUCGGGGGAAGAUCUCUAGCAAGAAAAAUCAUCAGGGCGGGAUACUACUGGCCCACAAUGAUGUCAGAUGCCCAGAAAUUCGUGAAGAAAUGUAAAAAGUGCCAGGAGAAUGCCAACUUCCACAAAGCACCUCUCGAGGAGCUCAAUAUAAUGAUGGCCCCCCGACCUUUCGCCCAAUGGGGAGUCGACCUCCUAGGACCAUUCCCACCAAGACCCGGGCAGGUGAAGUACUUAAUAGUGGCCAUAGAUUAUUACACCAAGUGGGUAGAAGCAGAACCACUAGCCAGCAUAUCCGCAGCGAACUGCCAAAAGUUCAUGUGGAAACAAGUGGUCACAAGGUUCGGGAUACCGAAAACCGUCAUAUCGGACAACAGGACCCAAUUCACCGACAAGAAGUUCAAAGGGUUCUUAGAAGGACUAGGGAUUAAGCAAAAGUUCUCCUCAGUCGAACACCCUCAAACCAACGGCCAAGUCGAAGCAGCCAACAAAGUUAUUCUAAAGGGGCUAAAAAAGCGACUCGAGGGAAAGAAAGGCUCAUGGGCAGAGGAACUAGCCCCAGUACUAUGGUCAUACAGGACCACCCCCCCAAUCAUCCACCGGAGAAACCCCCUUCCGACUCACAUACGGGGUCGACGCUGUCAUCCCAGUCGAGGUCGGGGAACCAAGUCUGAGGCUGCUCCUCGGAGGGGGGAGCGAGGCAGUUGA